AAGCUGGUUGCUCUCGGAGUGCGCACGCUGAGAAGCCGCGGAGCGGAGCAGAGGACAGCUACGCCCUUGUGGGAUAGGGGCUGUCGCCGAGGGUCCCCGGUCGUGAGGCCGGCCGGGAACUGAACAGCCCCGCGAGGUCCCCGACUCAAGCACUCGUCUCUUCCUCCAGAGCCCGGCGGGCACCGACUCCAAACACCCCUUCGCCCCUGCAGACGUUCCCCAUGGCUCAGUUCGUGUUCGAGAACGACCUGCACUCCCUUCUUCAGCUGGACGCGCCCAUCCCCAAUGCACCCCUCGCACGCUGGCAGCGUAAAGGCAAGGAAGGGACGGGGCCGGCCCCCUCGCCCAUGCGGGCCGCCAAUCGAUCCCACAGCGCGGGUAGGACACCGGGCCGAACUCCUGGCAAAUCUAGUUCCAAGGCUCAGACGACCCCUAGCAAACCUGGCGGAGACCGUUACAUCCCCCAUCGCAGCGCUUCCCAGAUGGAGGUGGCCAGCUUCCUCCUGAGCAAAGAGAAUCAGCCUGAAAGCGGCGAGACGCCCACAAAGAAGGAGCAUCAGAAAGCCUGGGCUUUGAACCUGAACGGUUUUGAUGUGGAGGAAGCCAAGAUCCUCCGGCUCAGUGGAAAACCACAGAAUGCCCCAGAAGGCUACCAGAACAGACUGAAAGUACUCUACAGCCAGAAGGCCACACCUGGUUCCAGCCGCAAGACUUGCCGUUACAUUCCAUCUCUGCCUGAUAGGAUACUGGAUGCCCCUGAAAUCCGAAAUGACUACUACCUCAACCUUGUGGAUUGGAGCUCUGGUAAUGUACUGGCUGUGGCACUGGACAACAGUGUGUACUUGUGGAAUGCAAGCUCUGGUGACAUCCUGCAGCUGUUACAAAUGGAGCAGCCUGGUGAUUAUGUGUCAUCUGUGGCCUGGAUCAAAGAGGGCAACUACCUGGCUGUGGGUACCAGCAAUGCUGAGGUGCAGCUAUGGGAUGUGCAACAGCAAAAACGGCUUCGAAAUAUGACCAGUCACUCUGCCAGAGUGAGCUCCCUAAGUUGGAACAGCUAUAUCCUGUCCAGUGGCUCACGUUCUGGCCAUAUCCACCACCAUGAUGUUCGGGUAGCAGAACACCAUGUGGCCACUCUAAGUGGCCAUAGCCAAGAAGUAUGUGGACUGCGCUGGGCCCCAGAUGGACGACAUCUGGCCAGCGGUGGGAACGAUAACUUGGUCAAUGUGUGGCCUAGUGCUCCUGGAGAAGGUGGUUGGGUUCCCCUGCAAACAUUCACUCAGCAUCAAGGCGCUGUCAAGGCUGUUGCAUGGUGUCCCUGGCAGUCCAGUAUCCUAGCAACUGGAGGAGGCACCAGUGACCGACACAUUCGCAUCUGGAAUGUCUGCUCUGGAGCCUGUCUGAAUGCUGUGGAUGCCCAUUCCCAGGUGUGUUCCAUCCUCUGGUCUCCCCACUACAAAGAGCUUAUCUCAGGCCAUGGCUUUGCCCAGAACCAACUGGUUAUUUGGAAAUAUCCAACUAUGGCCAAGGUGGCUGAGCUCAAAGGUCACACAGCCCGGGUCCUGAGUUUGACCAUGAGCCCAGAUGGGGCUACAGUAGCAUCAGCAGCAGCGGAUGAGACCCUGCGGUUAUGGCGCUGCUUUGAGUUGGACCCUGCUCGGCGACGAGAGCGGGAGAAAGCCAGUACAGCUAAAAGUAGCCUCAUCCACCAAGGCAUCCGUUGAACAGACUUAGCU
This is a messenger RNA of Jaculus jaculus (lesser Egyptian jerboa), 1733 nucleotides long. RefSeq names its product cell division cycle 20 (gene Cdc20). Lineage: Eukaryota; Metazoa; Chordata; Mammalia; Rodentia; Dipodidae. The record is from RefSeq and is a predicted model, not a curated record. Gene Ontology annotation, molecular function: protein binding; anaphase-promoting complex binding; ubiquitin ligase activator activity. Gene Ontology annotation, cellular component: anaphase-promoting complex. Gene Ontology annotation, biological process: anaphase-promoting complex-dependent catabolic process; positive regulation of ubiquitin protein ligase activity; positive regulation of anaphase-promoting complex-dependent catabolic process. The transcript has 10 exons. The coding region runs from base 222 to 1721 and encodes 499 amino acids.